Sitodiplosis mosellana (orange wheat blossom midge) is the source of this 1265-nucleotide messenger RNA. RefSeq lists its product as uncharacterized. The transcript has 4 exons. Bases 503 to 1252 code for a protein of 249 amino acids. NCBI's taxonomy places the organism in Eukaryota, Metazoa, Arthropoda, Insecta, Diptera, Cecidomyiidae. Gene Ontology annotation, molecular function: N-acetyltransferase activity. The record is from RefSeq and is a predicted model, not a curated record.
AUAUCGCGUCCAUAAUAAUUUACCCGAAUCGCUUCUUCUGUGAAGCUUGAAUCUAGAUGCACGACUUUGUUUUGUAAUCAAAAGGUGUCAAAAAGAGGCAAAAAAGAUCAUCACAAAUAUUGACGGUCCCUUGCUUAGCCAUGGUUGCGUUUUUAUUGAGUUAUACACAUUUACAAACUUUGUAUCGUUAAAGAUUGUAGAUGCACACACCUUGUGUUUACAUUGUCAAACAUUACCGUCAAAAUGUGUGGCGCUGUUCGUUUGACAUGUACUCAUUGGGACCCGACGUACAUAUAUGUCAUACACUCGAAACAUUAACUGCAUUCACAACACAUUAUCUGGCUCAGUCUCUGUUGGUGAAGCGUACAAACAACACCGAACACAUUUUUAUACUUUUGUUCAAAAUAAUCUCUGCAUUUGUGAUAAGCAUAAUACUUGAACGUUUUCAUUGGACCUCAAACUGUGCAUAAUAACAAAGUGCUCCAAAAAUUUACAAAAAAUCAUGACCGAAAAAUUGGAAUUAAUUUGGAAUCGUCCUGAGUCUUCGGAGUAUCCGAAAGUAUGGUGCACAUUCAAAGCAAGUGACAUAAAUACUGAUGCAGUUGUUGAAUAUCGUAUUCAAGAUUUGCCCGAGUCACGAAUUCAAGAUGGAAUCGACUUUAUGGCUCAGCAUUUUUGUAGCGAUGAACCGAUAUGUGAAGCACUCGAGGUUUCCAAAGAUAUUGAUGCAAUUGAGGACUUCAAACUAUUAUGGAAACUAAUAUUCAAGCAAAAAAUGGUAUUGGCUUGUUUCAAAAGCGGAUCCGAUCAAAUCGUUGGCAUGAACGCAACUUUUGUGAAGUGCAAGGACGAUCAUUUCAUGGAAGUGCUCUAUACACAAAUAAAAAGUGAAAAAAUCCGACAAUAUGCUGAAAUGAUGUUUUUGUUACGGGAAAACUUCAACAUAUUCGAAGUAUAUGAGUUGGACAAGCAUCUUAGCUGUAUUGGGCUUGUUAUCGAUAGAACAUAUCGCCGCCGAGGCAUUGCUGAACAGUUUCUUCGUUGCAGAGAGGCGAUUUGCAGGGAAUUUGGAAUAAGAAUGACAUCAACCGUUUUCACAGCUGAUUCUUCAAACAGAAUCGCAGACAAAGUUCGGUUUAAAAUGGACAAAAUUAUUAGAUAUAAAGAUCUCUGUAACGCACAUCCUCUGAUCAAUUCGUUGAAAGAAAAUAUUAAAAGCGAUGCCAUGACUAUUAAAUCAAUUGUUUUUUGAAGAACUAUCUUGU